GCGGUCAGCUGUUCCGAGGCGGCGGUCGCGGCGGCAGCAACAGGUGGAGCCCGUCUCUAGUCGUUCCCUGUGGUUGAGGUGAACACAUACAGGUUGUGGCGGGCCGGGCAGGAGCUGGUGUGCGAGGCCUUGUUCCCGGAGACAUAUUGGAAAUAAACAUAAUUUUGAAUGGUAGUUGAUUUAUAGAAAAGAAUUACAUGCAUCCGUUAGCAUCUCUUGGGAUUGGAAAAUUGAGAAAACAAUGACCUGAAAGAAUACUGCCACACGCUGGAAAUGCAUGGCGUCCAUCACCUUGAGGAAUGUUCUCUAACAGACCAUAUUUUAGGUAGCGGUGAAAUAGUUUAUCGUCCCCUUGAAGGAGGCAUGGCCCAGGAGGCUCACCUCCCCAGCGGGCACAGAAACAAUUUGAGGCGGAGAACUUUUGAGGAAAAUGUAUGAGAGUUGACGGACCAGUGGACGGAAAGUGAGUGACCUAAAAAAAAUAUGAGUUGGUGAAGCCUUGUGUCCCUCUGAAUUGGCACGGGCAGUGAGGGUGUUGGCACCAUGAUGACGGACAGGAUGUGGAGUCGCCUGCACUCUCUGUACCAUAAGGUGGUGGGCGGGGCGGCCGGCCUCGCAGAGGCUGGGCAACAGCCCGAGGCACUGGGCAGGCAGAGGCUGCAGGAGUCUGUGGCGGUGAAGCUGAAGGGCAGAUGGUUUCACCCCAACGUCUCGGGCCUGGAGGCCGAGGUGCUGCUGAAGGAGCGGGGCAUCGAGGGCUCCUUUCUGGCCCGGCCCUCCAAGUCCAACCCAGGCGACUUUACUCUCUCCGUGCGACGGAAUGGAGAGGUGACACACAUCAAGAUUCAGAACAUGGGAGACUUCUAUGACCUGUAUGGCGGGGAGAAGUUUGCCACACUGGCUGAGCUGGUGCAGUUCUACAUGGAGAACCAAGGCCAGCUGAGGGAGAAGAACGGAGAGGUCAUAGAACUCAAGUACCCCCUCAACUGUGCUGACCCAACCACAGAGAGGUGGUUUCAUGGCCACUUGUCAGGGCGUGAGGCUGAGAAGCUGAUCCUUGACAAGGGGAAGAAUGGAAGCUUCCUGGUCCGGGAGUCACAGAGCAAGCCCGGAGACUAUGUCCUGUCUGUCCGCACCGACGACAAGGUCACCCACGUCAUGAUCAGAUGUGUGGAUAACAAGUAUGAUGUCGGAGGAGGAAGAAAGUUUGACACACUCAGUGAACUUGUGGAGCACUACCGGAAGAACCCGAUGGUGGAGCAGUCCGGCACGGUGGUUCCUCUCAAGAUGCCCUUCAAUGCCACCAGGAUCAAUGCCCGGGGCAUUGACAGCAGAGUGCGGGAACUCUCGAAGGAACACCAGGGGCCUGCCAUGGGAAAAGCUGGGUUUUGGGAGGAGUUUGAGUCCCUGCAGCAGCAAGAGUGCAAGCAACUCUACUCCCGGAAAGAAGGACAGAAGCCGGAAAACCGCAACAAAAAUCGCUACAAGAACAUCCUUCCAUUUGAUCACACCCGGGUCAUCCUGCGGGACACAGACCCGGGAAUACCUGGCUCAGACUACAUCAACGCUAACCUUAUAACGAGUGAAGAAGACCUGGGCAUCGAGGCGAAGACCUACAUAGCAACGCAAGGCUGCCUGCCGUCCACCCUGGCAGACUUCUGGUGGAUGGUGUGGCAGGAAAACACCCGAGUGAUUGUCAUGACUACCAAGGAGGUGGAGCGUGGCAAGAACAAGUGUGGGAGGUACUGGCCUGACGAGGGCUCCAGCAAAGACUACGGCCGCAUCACAGUUCGCAACAUUUCAGAAAGCUCAAACAACGAUUACAUUCUACGAGAGUUCCUGGUUGUCAAAGACAACAAAGAUAACCAGACGGAGAGAAAAAUAUUUCACUACCACUUUACAGCUUGGCCAGAUCAUGGUGUUCCAUCUGACCCUGGCUGUGUCCUCAACUUCCUCCAUGACGUCAACAAGCGUCAGGAGGACAUCCCGUCAGCCGGGCCGGUGGUGGUUCACUGCUCUGCCGGGAUUGGCCGUACUGGAACCUUCAUUGUCAUUGAUAUGAUUCUUGACCAGAUCAAAAGACAAGGUCUUGACUGUGAAAUUGAUAUCCAGCGAACCAUACAGAUGGUGAGGUCUCAGCGCUCAGGAAUGGUGCAGACUGAAGCACAGUACAAGUUUGUGUACCUGGCUGUGCAGCACCACAUAGAAACCGUUCAGCAGCGCAUUUCAGCAGAACAGAAGAGCCUGCAGCUGGGGAGGGAGUACACCAACAUCAAAUACAGCAGUGAGGCUGCUGGAGGAAUAGAAAUGGGGAAGUCCCUCUCAAGGUCCACCAUCUCGCUGCCCACCACCCCUUCCACCACACCGCGUGACCCCAAGCGGCCCAUGUCCACCGCCACUCUUCCCAAAACACAGUCUGAGAACCAUCUACCAAGGCCUCCUGAUGAACUCCCGAAGCAGAUCUAUGAAAAUGUUCCUCCGGCUGUGAAAGAGAAGAAGGCGAAAUCUGCAACCAUGUCCCCCACCACCCCCACCUCCCCCACCUUCCCAUCUCCCCCUAUGGGUUUCUCUGCAGCAGGAGCUGGACCCCCCUUUCCCGCCCCUGCUGCUGCCCCCCGUCCCUCCAUGCCACCCCGUGCCACUUGACAGGGGAGUUCAGAGUAGAAAGAGGAUCUCUUCAAAGACUUUUACUUGCAUUGCACAAGCUGUUUCUUUUUGCUUCCUAUGAGUCACCAUGUGGAAGAGCCUCCGGUAGGGGUGAAGUCCUUUGCCAGGUGUGUGAGUGGCCAACCACAUCUACAACUUUCUGCUCUGAACAAGGAUUGAGAACUCCCAGAGUUUAGGAUUAACCUUUUGUACAAAUAAAUAAAGGCUGGACCUAGAGACAAAACAUGGAAAGGAGAUACAGCUCUACUUUUGUUGAAAGAUGUGUUACCUUCAUUAAAACUGACGUCUCCUUUAACAUAAUGCACACUGAAUAGCUAAUUGACUGCAUUUCCCUAAUUUUGAAAUGAUAAUUGAUAAUUUUGACCUUGGGAGAGUACUGAAUGCAUUGGUAGCUAGAGUUUGAUGUCAAUUUUACCAGAGAUUGUAAUUAUACUUUUGAUUGACUAUUACUCCUGCAAUCUCUCGAAGGCAUGCUGCCGGGUGUGUGCCUGAGGCAGCUAAACAUAAAUCAAAUACUUCAACUUGACUGCAGAGAGGCAUUUUUAAGAUCAGUUACAUAUUACGUGAAACGUGUGUGUGCUUUACUGUAAAUCAUUAUAUCACAAUCAUUUCUGUACACAUUUCAUGUCAUUACAUGUAAUAGCAUUACAUUUGUGUGUCACUUUAUAUGUCUCGGGCUCGUUGUGGAGGGGUGUGAGGGCAAGGAAGGCUGACAGGCGCCCGUCAUGAGACUGUUGUGUGCAGAUAGUUCUGACAGAAUCACAGAGCAGGUCUAUACAGUUCAAAGAGGAUGGUAGUGUUGGUGUGGGUAUUAGUUUGUCUUUCAGGCUGUUAUUUUUUUAAGCUAAUUCAAGAAGAGCCAAAGAAGUGAACAUCAGGAGCGCUGGUUGCCCAAAGUGUAGGCUGGUGUAGGUACUGUAUCAACAGUGUGUCAAUGGUUUAUUUUCAUGAUUUAGGAAAUAUUCCUAAUAUAUCCAAAUGCCAGUAGCAUUGGACCAAAGUAAAUACCAAGAACUAUGGCAACUAUUUGCUGUCCAAGGUACUUUAUCUUCAUUGACUUGUAAAAAGAAAAUGUCGUCAUCUUUCCACCUCUACUUUAUCCUAAUGCAUCACAGCUGUCACAUUUGUACCUCUAAAUCUGAACUGUUGCUCAGAAUUCUGCCAAAGAUUCAACUGGACAAUUUAGUGACUUCCCAACAUUGUCUUGGUCAACCUCACAUGGAUGCCGCCGCAAAAGAUUUAUGGAUCCCCGCCUUGGUCAUCAUCAUUCAUUACUGAGCUUUCCCUAACCGAUUGUCUUAUCCUCUCAAGCUGAUGGCUCUUGUCUGCAUUUUAACAUUGAGUGACUGGAGUUGCACAAUUUGUUAUGGGUCUAGAGGAAGUUGGUGGGCUUCAUUGUCUCCCAAACUAAUAUUUCUCCACCAUCAAUUAGAUGCAACCUUCCAGACAGCCAUCCUUUCUUCUUUUUUUAACAUCCAGCUGUCCAUCUCUUCUACAUUAAUCCUAUCCAACUAACACUUUACUUUAAAUCUUAGUUGAAAGUUAAUUGGAAGUUUUGAUUGGUUGCUAAAUUAUCUUUCAUGGUUAGGCUGCUGGCUUUGUGUGUCAAUCCCUUGCCCCUUCAUGUGCUAACUAUAAAAGAGCCUUGCCCAUGUAUGGAGACAGUGUUGGGCUCCAGUCACACAGUUCUGAGCAGGGUUGAGUCUAAAGCUAUUUGCCUCUGCAAUUUUCUGUAGAAAUUCCCGUCUUCACAGUUAUGUAAUAUUUCUUUUUAUGCAGUCUUGAUAUGCUUUUGUAAUACUCUGAUUCUUUUGAACUUGCACACUACAAGCCUCACUCCUCCUGUGGCCUUAUGCUGUUCCUCUUACUAACACAAAAAUUAGUUAUUACCUUCAGUUUAUCCUUGUCACUGAUAAACUUUAGAAGUCUUUCUUCCUCUGUUUCCUCUCAUUUUCCCUGACUCAAGCCCUUUGAGGCAGGGAUAAGUAAGACAUUAUGAAAAUGAAGUUAACUUUUGAGUUUUGGAACUUUCUGUUUCUUUGCUGCAGGCAUUUGCUUGCUUUAGUCUUUUGACGGAAUCCUUACUCUGAAAAAGAAUAAACAAAAAAGUUUCCCAAACAGUUGAGACAUAUUCCAUAAGCCAUGACAACUAAUGAUAUACACACAAGCAAUGCCUACUAAUGAGGUGCAACCAGAAAUACAGCAAAGUAUUAUCUUAGAUUAUUUAUGUAACACUGGUUAGAAUUAUGCGUUAAGAGGUGGGUUUGCCUGUGGACUACAAGCGUGGUAGAUCAGUGGUGGGCUGUGAGCACCAUCAGUGAUUUGGGUGACGGGACGGAGAAUGAUAUCCACAUAUCAUUUAGGAAUAUGUUAUCAUUUGCACAACAUUAAUGUCGAUAAAAGCAUAAGCACAAUACUAUCAAUAAGUGUCCAAAUAAAUAUUAAUAUACAAAUAAAUAUAUGGUAAAUAAUUAUUACAGUAUAAAUAAAAUCCUAUGUAAAAUGCUAUUAGUGCACACCUGUCAUGGAACAAGAUUGAAAUUGACAUCAGUGUGUGAGUGUGUGCACUGAACCCCUUUGGAGGCUGUGUUGGACACCACUUGCUGCCACUUUCUUGCUGACUUAAUACAAACAUUGACACUCCCACAUUUUGUUUCAAUAUAAUUAAUAAAACAGUUGGAAAUAUUACCUUAAAUAGUUAUUUAUUAGAAAGUCAGUCAUUACAAAUCUGUGUGGCAACUUGGUCAUGUUACACUUUUUCAUGCAAAUUUAAGUAUGGUGAUGUGCUCACACAUGCAUAACAGUAAAUACAUGUAUAAUAAUGACUACACUGCAAAAUAUGAAUAAAAUCACCACCACCAAGUGGGGGCCAAUGCCCACCAAGAGACCUCUGUGUCAGGCACACACACAUACUCCACGAGCCGCUCAUUCCCGCCACUGGUGUGUGUUCCUUCGUGGGUUCAAGGUCACCAUGAGCACAUGUUUGUAAAGUGAUAGAGUGAUAAUGGAAUUUUCAACUUGAUUCAUUGUGAUUUAAAUCCAUUACAAACAUUCAUUGCAAUGCCAUUACAUGUAAUGCAUUUUUUACAUCUCUGCUUAAAGAACCAAUGCUUCUCAAUGUCACUUUUCAUGACUUCACUUUUAUUUACUGAUGCUUAUACAUUCCAAAAUAAGAAUAUGGGCUCUGUUGUUUAAUAUACUCUAGUGAGAUGAGUUUUUCUCUGAAUGUAAUUUAAGGGAUUUUAAAUUUUGAUUCCUGUAAUAUCAAUUCAGUAAAAUGUAUUCCCAAGGAAUGCCUUAAAUCUUGCAGACACAUUCACUUGCCACUCGUACAUGAAGUCCUCACCUUCUUCAGGCAAAGUAGGAGUCCUGCGUCAAGUACAGGUUGAGUUAGACAUUGGCGUCUCUAUAGUGGCAAGAUGAUCAUUGUCUGAGUGAGUUCAUUAAUUUGAAUGCAACUGGACUUCCAAAUACAUACACACACACACACACACACACACACACACACAUUUUAUUAUAUAUUAUACUGUAUAUCUAUAUAUAUUUAUAUGGGAGGUGGUGGCCCGCUGCUACAAUUAAGCUGGCAGUUUUCAGCCAUUGCUGAGUUGCCUAAGACCUCCCACAUGCUGUCCUGAAGAUCAUCUAUCAACCCGGACUCUUGGUUCUCUCUAAAAAGAGGAUCAAAGAUGAGCUCUGGGGAGCAGCAUGAGCCAGGCAAGAUGGAGCCACUAUAAACACUUGACUGCACCAUAGUAGGCAGGGGCCAACCACCAGACCUCUCCAAGAAAGCCUACUGAUGCCAUAGGUGAAACAGAAAAAAACCCCUGAAUAUACAUGCAUACAUACAUACAUACAUACAGACUUCACUUUGUGACUGGCUCACAGUGAAAUUCAUGAUAGGCAUUCAAUAAGUUACGUAGGACCUAUCAAUAUAUCGGUGAAAUUAAGGCCCAACAAUAGUGAUUUAGACCCUGAUUGUAACUUUGACUGAAUUUUGACUUUUUGAGCUAAGAGCUGAGGGAUUGUGUACAGAGUCCUGGGUCAAGAGGUGUGUGUGAGGGAGCCUCUGUUCCUCCCUGGUCAUGGGGGCUGCUGAAUGACCAGGUUCUACAAAUAUAUUGCUUUGAUAUCCUUGCUAUUACUGUUCCUGCUAUCACUGACCUCCUCUCCACUCUGUUGAUGGAUACUUUUCUGAUUCAGCAUUUUUCUCAUUUCACUUAAUUAAUUCUAAAUCUUUCCAUGACAAUUGCUUGAAUCCAGUGUUAGAAAUUACAGUAGGAAAUCUUGUGAAAUUUUUGAACUGCUCAGCUAUGUCUAAAUAAGGUGAAACAUUUAUUUUUUAAAUUUAAUGCAUUUCCAUCCCCAAUAAUCUUGCUCAUCUUUAGUCUAAGAUCAGGUUUCCACUUCAAGGGUGAGAGGCAGGCUGCUGGUUCAAGGUCACUGUACAUCAUAGGUUACUCACUCUAUGUUUCAUGGCUUCUGUAGAGCUGAGUAUCAUUAGAACAGUUAACUGCACUGUGUUUUUAUGGUGCAUGGUUUAAAGUGCAACUGUGCGCUAAAAUUUUCUGGUUGUUUAUCGUGUGCCAAAUAUUGUAACUCGUGCUGUUGUACUGCUGUGCUUAUGUGUGUUGUGCUCUUUACAAACUGCAAUUACACUGUGGUGUUUCACCUUGCUAUUGGGGGAGUAGCCCACCUUUACUUUGUAAGUUUCUCACCUUCUUUUUGUUUGCUCCUAUUGACUAUAAGCUUUCUUUGGCACAUGUGUGAGGAGUAACUCUUAGCUUGUCUUACCUUGCCAUCUUGCUCAUCAAGUGUUUGAAUGUUUUGCUUGGGGAAAAGCAAUUAAAAUAUUUGUAUACUAGAUCUCAUUAAUGGACAGAUUAUUGUGUUUGAUCUCCAGUUGUAAUUUACUGGACUUAGGUGUACUUUGGUGUCAUGCAGUACUACUACAUAAUAUUGUAUCUGACUCUUAGGGAAAUUAUUGGUGACGGACAUCGACCAAUGGAUUAAGUGUAGUGUUCUCAGUUGUCGUGUGGAGUAACUUCUGUAUUUCCUGCCUAGCAAUGGGUAGGCAGCGGUGGCAGGGCAGGCACAGUCCGGCAGCCGCAUGCCUGACAUUGUUGACUCACUUUCAAGUAAUAUCAAAUAAUUGCUCUCUUCUCAACAAUCUCUUUCAGUUCUCUUAUGUUAUCUAAGUUCAUAGUCUUAUACUUUCAGGUCAAUACUUCCAUAGUGUUUCAUGACAUUAUAUCAAUAGGUUAAAAUAACUGAACUGCAUUAUUUUACAAACACAAAGAAGUAUGUAUCACCUAAAAUUAAUGUGUUUAUAAGAUUACAGAAGUGAAUGAUUGUGACAUUUCACUUAGGUCUGUUAAUUCUCAUCUUCUCUCAUCACACACAAACCAUAAGCAGACAUUAUCCUUCCUCAUUCUAGUGCCCGUGAUUUCUGAAAGGUAACUGCAUGAGUAAGUGUGUAUUAUUAUACUUUCAGAAAUAUGAUUGUUGAAUACAUACAUGAACAUAUACAUACACAAGUGAAGGAACAUCUAUAGUGCAUGUGUGGUGGCGAGUAAAAUCUCUCUCAAGGCAAGUCAAGUCAAAUUUCAAUUAGCGCUGUUGUACAACGACAGUACUUCACAUUGGAUAAAGCAAGCACAAGUUAGGUCAGCUAUACAUUUCCUUCAACUCCAUGAAUUUGUCACUGCCUUAUGACCAUCACAAUAGAUGGUCUUCUAAAUAUUAAAGUCUGGUGUAGCAUGCGAGUGGUGAUCAGUAUUGGUGUGUUUCUUCUCUAAUUAGUUUGUAUUACUUGCAUGACUUGUGCUAUACUACUGAACCUUGCUAAUGGAAAUGUUGGGUCUUUCACACGAAGAAUAAAUCUAGGAAGGUCUCAUUGUAAAUAAAAUUAUCACUAGCCUGGAGAAAAUAAGUCAUUAAGGUAUUUUCAGAAGCAAUGUCAAUGACAAAGGAACAUUAUCUGAAAGUAGAAUCAAACUUUGGUAGUGGGAGGAGCGAUGAGACGGUCCGACCCGAGGCUGAGGGUCCUGCGGGAGGGAAUGUGUUGUCCCAGUACCAGAAACUAUGUAGCAGGGAUAAAAUAAGACAAAAUGACUACUGUCUGUUAAAGUAUGUAUAGAUAUAUUCUACAGUUAUUUUAUCUGGUUUAUUUCACCUAGAAUCACUCAUUUGUGUCUUCUUGUGUUUUAUCUGUACCCUCGUGACAUGCAACUGAAAUAUUCAGUGGAUGUUUUAAUGCUUUCUGCUCUAUAAAAACUCCCUGUUUACUGUUCUAAAAUAAAAAGUAUAUAUACUUUA
Eriocheir sinensis (Chinese mitten crab) is the source of this 8982-nucleotide messenger RNA. RefSeq names its product tyrosine-protein phosphatase non-receptor type 11-like. Lineage: Eukaryota; Metazoa; Arthropoda; Malacostraca; Decapoda; Varunidae. Bases 544 to 2646 code for a protein of 700 amino acids. Gene Ontology annotation, molecular function: protein tyrosine phosphatase activity. The transcript is spliced from 12 exons. Gene Ontology annotation, biological process: protein dephosphorylation. The record is from RefSeq and is a predicted model, not a curated record.